AUGCGACGUGUCGUGGUGACAUCUCUUCUAUCGGUAAGACGCAGGCCGUGGUGGGCCGCCGCUCACCUCAGCACAAGCCAUCCGCGUUUGAAGGAUGCGGGCGUUCCGCGGAGUGUAGCGGGGGGGCUCGAUGCACAGAGUGAGGACGGAUUGGCGCCUCGGCGUCACCAGCGCAGUGGGAACCCCAAGAGCAGCACACGCAGUAACAGCGGUCCUGUAAAGGAUCGUUUCCCGCCUGUUUUAACAGACCUGAGCGACCCACGGAGGCGGCUGGCUGUCCUUGUGGACGCCUCAAGUGUUGAGCCGCGUGUCUUUUACAACACGGUUCUCCCCGCCGCAAAAAAGGUUGGCGUGCCUGUGCUUGUGCGCGCCUUCGCAGUGCAGCUAAGUGGGGAGUGGGAGUCACAUGUAGCCGGCAGUGGUGCAAGGAGAGGGAUUGAGUGCGACCCGAACAACAGCGGUGCUGUGGAAACAGCAGAGAUGACGAAAAUAAGCAACGAGAAGGAGGAACAGACGAUUCUAAGUACACCUCUGUGUGCACCCAUAGAGUUUUUUCGUGUGGAGCGUUUUAUACCGGUGUCAAUGCAGAUGGAGGCGGAUGCAAACCAUAUUUUUGAUUUUCGCCGUCAAAAUAAGAUCGAGGCCGUGUGUUUUGUUUGCAGUGAAGUUGACCGAGGAGUGUUUGAGGGAUUUCUGCCGAACAUUGCCGGCAACGGCUUCAACCAGUACGUACUGGACGAGCUCGGCAUGGCGAGGGAAGUCCUCGAGGAUGGUCGCUCUGCUGACGGCUCUCCAAUGAUGGCUGCAGCGUAG
Trypanosoma rangeli is the source of this 813-nucleotide messenger RNA. RefSeq lists its product as uncharacterized. The record is from RefSeq and is a predicted model, not a curated record. Bases 1 to 813 code for a protein of 270 amino acids. The transcript has a single exon. Lineage: Eukaryota; Euglenozoa; Kinetoplastea; Trypanosomatida; Trypanosomatidae.